AUGCCUGAACAAAUACUUGAGAAUGCGUCGGUGGCAGUCGCCGUGGAUGCCCGUCCUGCAUGGCUUGAUCAAGUCGAAGCUAUUGACCGCCAGAUCUUAGCCGCGAAGACACAUCGUAAUACCCUCGUCCCCAUCUCAAAACUGCCACCAGAGAUACUAGGCGACAUCUUUGAAUACCAGGCUCACGGCAUAUUCCCCUGGAUAUACUCGGACAGCGUGUUGUCUACGUCGGCAGUUCUCUGGCCCGCCAUUAUGCUCGUUUGCAAGUACUGGAGAGAUGUCGCAAUCAACCAUCAUGCUCUGUGGACCUCGUUGACUGAGAAGAAUAUUCAACGAUGGCCACUAUUUAUGGAGCGCUCUCAUUCACGACAUGUUGACAUCCACUCAGACAGUGACAAGGAGGGUAUAGCUACGCCCCUUUUCGCUGCUCUCGCUCAGCUACAUCGAGUGCGAUCAAUAGACCUUCGGAUAAAAAAUACAGAAAUGGAGCAGAUAGUCCCUUUGCUGAAUGUUGCCGCGCCAAACCUUCAAACCCUUUACCUGGAGGCGACGUAUGAAAACCGUUGGUAUGUCGGCGAGGUCAACCCGGGGCGCUGGAUCACUUCCCUACGAAAGGAUUUUGUGUCAGAACUUGCGCAGAACCUGCGAAGUAUCUGGUUAUCGGGUGUAUGCUUCCCGUGGGGUGCCUAUGCUUCGAAUUUACGCGAGUUGACGCUGGGAUCCCAAUUGCCGGCAAGAGGCAUGGGAAUGGCCCCCGCAGCUACGACCGUCCCCGUUUCCGACGUAUUUCAUAGCAUAUCGCUCUCUUCUCUCGAGUCUCUGUCCAUUCACAACAUGUCAGACGUCACUAUCGUCAACGAUCUAGAGUCGAGGGCGCCGAUAGCUCUGCCUGCGACUCUCAAACAUCUCACGAUCGAGAACUCAUCGACCAGUUUCACCCUACCGAUCUGGUUCUCUGCACCACAACUCGACUUUGUUCGGAUCUACAUCGACACCUUUCGGCCUACGAUCACGAUGGACCAAUUUCAGGACGUGAUCCGUCAUGUCGAGACUCACAUAUCCCGCCUCACGUCAACGAUUGAACGCUUGAUCGUGCACUCUCCACCCGACCACUUCAUUAUAGAGAGCGACCGGACCAAGCUCAGUAUUCCUUCUCCGACGAGUUUCCGAUUCAAUCGCAAUGCACCAGCCGCUCGCAUUCUACUCGUGACGCCGCUCGAGCACUUGAUACGCUUGGAGUUAGGGGGCGGCAUCGAAUUGCCAAAACAAGUGCUCGAAACAAUCUCUACUCGCCUAUCGCAGUUGUCGAACCUUACGUUGUCGACGAGUCCGCAAACUAUAGCGGAUCUUUUCACUAUAAUGUGCGAUCAUAGUGCAGAGGGCGUGAGCUGUACUUCCGAUCCUGUGAUCAACACAGAGCAAUCCAUACAGCACCAGCCUGUUCUCCCGCUGCUCAGGUCUCUCUCUGUGGUGCACACGGAUUUCACCUGGAUUGCUAGCGACGGUACUCAGCUCUCGCUGUUCCUAGAGAUGGUACUCGCCCACAGGGUCAAGCACGCGCCACGUCUCGGGCCCGAGAGUUUAGAGAUCAAGUGGUGCGACGUCACAGAGGAGAUGGUCGAAUCCUGGACGAUCAACGAACGCGUGAACGUGUAUUGGGACGGAGAGACAGGCAGAUUUUCUCCUUCUAACCCGUCUUCGCCGCGGGGCCCGGUGUUGUGGGACUCGGAGAACGAGGAAGUUUACGAUGCGGGGAUCGAUCUGGACGCGUGA
Molecule: messenger RNA, 1773 nt
Organism: Peniophora sp. CBMAI 1063
Lineage: Eukaryota; Fungi; Basidiomycota; Agaricomycetes; Russulales; Peniophoraceae
Source: the annotation of a GenBank genome assembly